UUUCUUCCUUCUCUUUCCCACCCCCGACUUCUUAAAACUAAAAUCUGCCGCUGUUCCUGAUUCCCUCUCCCCCCUGCUUCUGUUCCCUCGGUUCUUGUUAUCAUAUCUAUCUAUAUCUUUCCCGCCCUCCCCCAUCCAUAUCUAUCCCACUCACCAUAUACCCUCGAAGCUAUUUUUUUCCCCUGCCGUGUUACUGGACCCCCUCACCCGGCCCUCGGCGCUGAUUCAACACUACCACCCGAUAAGACCUCGGCCUGGAAAACAACUCGACUGUGACCUUGGCAUGAGUGUGAACUAGCUGGUGGACAAAGGACGACACCCGGCCCCAAAGGACCUGGAACCGCUCCCUCUUUCCAAGCGACUCUCACGAAUUUCCUCUUUUCGGCAACUCCGCCGUUUCCGCAUACACCACCGCCAAAAUGCCCGGAAUCCUACCCAUGAAGGUCAUCAAGGUCGGCACCAGCUCCCAGAGCCGGAUCGCCCAGGCCUGCGACCGCUGCCGAAGUAAGAAGAUCCGCUGUGACGGAAUCCGCCCAACCUGCUCGCAAUGCUCCAACGUCGGCUUCGAGUGCCGGACAAGCGACAAGCUCAGCCGCCGCGCAUUCCCCCGCGGCUACACUGAGUCUCUAGAGGAGCGAGUGCGCCAACUUGAGGCCGAGACACGAGAGCUCAAGGACUUGCUGGACGAGAAGGAUGAGAAGAUCGACAUGCUUUCCAAGAUGCACGGCAACCGGAGACGCCCCUCAAUCACCUCCAGCCCAGCUCCCGUCUCCCCGGAGGCCCGGGCCGAAGCCCACGCUGCAAAGGAGGAUACGUUCCGCGUCCAGGCCGCGCCGCUGCUGCUAGGUGUUGAGAACUCGGACUCAUACUUCAUGGGCGCCUCCAGCGGCCGCACAUUUAUCGAGGCCUUCAAGCGCAAGAUCCAAGAGGCGGGCAAGCCCACCACGGAUUUCAAUCCCGAGGCAUUUUUGCAUAUUCAGGGCUGUGAAUCCCUCGGUCCCAAGAGUUCCGACCACUCCAUGCGGAUACCUCCUCGCCUGUUCUCUGACCGCUGUGUCAACGUCUACUUCCAGGAGUGGGCGCCUCUCUUCCCCAUCCUCCACAAGCCCACAUUCCUCCACAUCUAUGAGGAAUUCGUCGCCGACCCCGAGAAGGUCAAGAGCAACCACAAGCUCGCUCAACUCUACCUCGUCUUCAACAUCGCAGGCCUCUCAUCCGAUAACCCUGAUCUCCCCCAGCUGGCCAUCUGUGAGCAGCAAUGGCGCAAGGCGCUCGACGCUGUUCUCAUGGAGAACACCAUGAACACUCUCCAGUGCCUCACCCUGGCCCUCCUCUACUGCACAAUGCGCUCCGACUACAAGCGACUCCAACACUACAAGGGCAUCGCCAUCGGUCUUUCGCACCGCCUAGGCCUGCACCAGAGCCAGAAGCGCUUUUCUUUCGGCGCCUUGACCAUCGAGACGCGAAAGAAGGUCUUCUGGACUCUAUACACCCUUGACUGCUUCUCUGCUGCCAUUCUGGGACUUCCUAAGCUCCUCAGGGAGGAGGACAUUCAGGCUGAGUACCCCGCCGACACUGAUGACGAGUACGUCACCGAGAAAGGCUUCCAGCCAACUCUCCCUGGCGAGUACACUCGGCUGUCCAGUGCCCUAGCUCUGUUCCGUGGCACGCGCAUCCUCGCCAAGGUCUUGGAGAAGAACUAUCCUGCCUCGUCGUCCCAUGACCUGUCGCUGCAGCAGAUGUCGUCCCUUGACGCCGAGCUCGACGCUUGGUACGACAACCUGCCGACGCAUCUGAGACUCACCUUUGCGCAGGACAAGCCCUCCACAGAUGUCACUGGCAGCCGAUCGCCCCUCUUGGCGCUGGCUUACUACUACAUCCGCACCCUUAUUUACCGCCCCGCUGUGGGUUCCAGCCUGGGACAGAAGGCGGCGCACGCAUUGAUCUCCAUCGGCACAUCCAGCAAGCAUAUCGUGCAGAUCAUCCAGCUGCUCGAGGAGCGUGGCAUGACCUUCUCCUUCUGCCUGAACAAGACCGACCUCCUUGUUGUUUGUGGCAUGACCCUGCUGUACCAGUCCAUCGACCUCAAGCAUGACAGCAAGCUGAUGCUCGAUGACGAGCGCCUGGUCAACUCUGUCAUCAAGAUCCUCGGCAAGACCAAGGCCUCUAGUGCUCUCGACUUCAAGCGCGUGGCUAGCACUCUUGUUUCGGUCGAGGAGCCUAUCGGCUCGCCUACCAUGGCAUCUUCACGUGAGGCUUCCAUGCCGGUCCCCUCCAACCGAGGAUCCCCACCUGCGGGAGUCGCCCCCAAGAAGAAGACCGCCCCCUACCCCUUCGGUCAGCUUCCUGGUGCCGCCUCCAGCGAGAGCGACCUGAUCCAGCAGCAGGAGAAGUUGCGGCGCAUGACAAUGCCGAGCGGAGUGGGUCAGCGGCCAGACUUCUACCGAUCUCGGUCGCGCCAGUCAUUCGACAAUCUCCAGGCCGAGGCUCCCAUGGCACACCGAGACCACCGCAUGUCCAUGUCGCAAAUCUCCAACGCCGCCAACCACAAGAGCUCGCCACUAUCACGACCCAAUCUGGACUUCAUGUCGUUCGGAACGCCUUCCGGAUCUCAGCCCUCGUCGCCUCAACAGAACCGCCUCCACCCUCAGCAGGCCCAGCCCCCGCAUGGCCACCCUGCAAUGGCGCAGUCGCCCAUGGCUGCUGGCAAGAUGACGAAUGUGUCGAGCACUGAGUGGGAGACCCUGCUUGGCUCUCUGGAUGGUGGGCUGAACAAUGUGUACGACGCCAUCUAUGGUGGCCAAGCCCUGGUCAACGAGGCGUCCAUUGCCGUCAGCAACUGCAGCGACUGGCCUCCGGAUACGUGGGACCUCAGUGGCUUCAGCAUCGACAACCCUGAACCCCCACAGAGCGUCCUGAGCAUGAGCGACGAGAGCCUCAGCUCGGGCGAGGAGGUCGGCCCCUCGGAGAUGGGUCUGAGCGUGAGUAGCGUCGACUACCGCAAUCAGAUGAUGCCGCAGAACUGCCAGAAUGGUGACAGGUACAUGAUGGAUCGCAUGGAGGCGUCGUUUCCUAUGUAAGGGCCAAAACUUUGAUACCUCUGGGUGGCAGGUGUUUUAUUUGGGAAACUCUUAUGGCUUCGGGGUGGCUUAUUUGAAAUGAUUUGUGUUUUGAACAUGCGAUGUUCACGGCGCCCGAGUUGGGAUGGUUGAUUUGAUGGGACACGUUUCUGGCAGGGCCUUGAAUUCUUUCACGAGAUGGCAACUGUCGCUACUAUGACGGAGCGAGUCGGUUUGGUUGGUUCUACUUGAUAUGUAAUGUGAUGUUGGGAGUCAAGGUAUGGGAUUGGGACUACCCAGCAGUUUCUGCUUUUUAACGCUUAUUUUCAAAUCUUGGAUGGUUUGCUGGAAGUGCGAUAGUCACAAUGACAAUCGAUUGUCAAGGGCAGCCUAGCAGCGCCGCGAAUGGCUGGCUACGACUGGCCAAGUAUAUAGUUCAGAGUUAUAGCAUAGCAUAGCUCAAAACAGACCGGUUUGGAAACGU
Messenger RNA from Ilyonectria robusta, 3543 nucleotides. Its product is annotated as fungal-specific transcription factor domain-containing protein. Gene Ontology annotation, biological process: DNA-templated transcription; regulation of DNA-templated transcription. Gene Ontology annotation, molecular function: DNA binding; zinc ion binding; DNA-binding transcription factor activity, RNA polymerase II-specific. NCBI's taxonomy places the organism in Eukaryota, Fungi, Ascomycota, Sordariomycetes, Hypocreales, Nectriaceae. The record is from RefSeq and is a predicted model, not a curated record. The transcript is spliced from 4 exons. Bases 420 to 3080 code for a protein of 886 amino acids.